Messenger RNA from Pocillopora damicornis (cauliflower coral), 635 nucleotides. RefSeq lists its product as uncharacterized. Gene Ontology annotation, biological process: rRNA processing. Lineage: Eukaryota; Metazoa; Cnidaria; Anthozoa; Scleractinia; Pocilloporidae. The record is from RefSeq and is a predicted model, not a curated record.
AAACGACUUGGCGUUCGAGAAAUAACUCUUUCACAGUCGAAUAGUCGCAUCAAUUUCAUUUUAUUUCAAACCCGGAGGAAGCUGUCACCAUCAUGGAAACAGAUUGAUGUCUUUGAGUUGGACCCCUUAAAGGGAGAUGAUGCACCAAACAUCCCAGACACUGUCAGACAGCGUGCAGUGUCUGACAUUUUGCUUGGAGUCAUUCAGGAUGUGCUGAAUGGUCCAGAGAUGGAACCUGCUCUGCGUCCUGUCCUGGGAAAUUUCCAUGUGGAGAUUACACGGGUUAAAAUGACUCCAAACCUUAGAAGUGCCUCUGUAUUCUGGAGAGUUGCAGAUGAAUUACAAGGCAGUGAACAGAGUGUUCAGAUGUUGUUAAAUGAAAACAGGGACCACAUCAGGAAGCUUCUUCCUGCCUAUUCCACUCGACCUCGCUUUCCCCAAAUGUCUUUUAUCAAAGAUAGAAAAGCUGAAUAUGAAAGAACAGUGGAGCAGCUUAUUCAAGAGGCCAAGCAGGCAGAUGGCUUUAUAAAAGACUCUAGCAAAUUAUCUGAAGAAGUCUGAGUCAUUCAUGAGAUUCAAAAUUGUACAUGGUAUGGAAUCACAGAUAAAGAUUAUUAAAGCAGUUUUGAAAGAGG